GACAAGCGACGCUAAAGUGCUUUCCAGUGUCGCCAGGAAGCCGCCUUCCCCGCCACGGUUCCCGCCACCCAUAAUCUCGAACACCACCUACGGGAAGACGGACGGAGGAGUGGCACCACUACCCCUUACACCACCACUAACCUCGAGGCACCACUACCCCCUACACCACCACUACCUCCCAAGAACUGUCCAGGGCCAGCUGUUCCCUCUCCAUCACCACCACCACCACCCUGGAGUUCGCGCGUUACGGCUUAUUCAAGUUUUGCUGGAACUGUGGCACUGACCUGACGAGGAGGAGGAGAGCAGUAGUGACAGAACCUCCCUCCGGGCCACACAUCCACCACACCUCACUCCCUCACGCUCCUCCGACACCAGAAGACAUGAAGGCUGCAGAGGCUAACCGCGAGAGGUUUGCCAUCAACAAAUCCUACAGCAUCGAGAAUGGCUACCCAGCAAGGCGUCGCUCCCUGGUGGACGACGCCAGAUUUGAGACGACCAUCAACAAACAGCAAAAGCAGUCUUGGAUAGAGGAAGCCCAGCGACUAUCCUGCGAUGGGGAGCUGAGCGAGGAGGAGGUGUUUCUGGUGCAGAGUCCUUGUGAGCCCGAUGUCCCCCAGCAGGUAGCUCUCGUUGUGGCUCUCGUCGAUGGCAUCACCUCCCUCCCUCGGAUCAUCAAGACCAUAGAGAACUUCAAGGGUCAUGUGGCCCACGUUGAGACACGCCCUGCCCCUCGCAAGGGCGUCGCCUUCGACGUUCUCAUCAAGAUCGACAUCCUGAGGGAGCCCCUUCUGAACCUCCUCAAGAGCCUCCGUCAAGGCUCGGCCAUCGCCUCCGUCAACCUUCUGUCCGAACAUCACUCCUCUAUCAAAGAGGCAUGGUUCCCCAAACACAUCAGUGAGUUGGACAUGUGUAACCACCUAAUGACGAAGUUCGAGCCUGACCUGGACAUGGACCAUCCGGGCUUCGCUGACAAGGAAUACCGCGCCCGGAGGAAGGAGAUAGCUGACAUUGCCUUCACCUACAGAUAUGGUGAUCCCAUUCCGAGGGUGGCGUACCAGCAGGAGGAGAUAGAUACGUGGGGAGCGGUAUUUAAAGAACUGGAGCGUCUCAUCCCAACCCAUGCCUGUCGCCAGUACCGCGAAGUGUGGGAGAUCCUCAAGAGGGACUGUGGGUACACACCAGACCAAAUUCCUCAACUCGAAGACGUCUCCAAAUUCAUGAAACGACGGACGGGGUUCACUCUGCGGCCAGCUGCUGGACUGCUGACGGCGCGAGACUUCCUGGCGUCCCUGGCCUUCAGGGUGUUCCAGUGCACCCAGUAUAUCCGCCACCACUCCUCCCCUCACCAUUCCCCAGAGCCGGACGCCAUUCACGAGCUGCUGGGUCACGCGCCACUGUUAGCAGAGCCAGCCUUCGCCCAGUUCUCUCAAGAGCUGGGCCUGGCGUCCCUUGGUGCCUCUGACCACGAGAUAGAGAAGUUUGCCACGAUGUAUUGGUUCACCGUGGAAUUUGGGCUGUGUCGUGAGAGCGGAGACGUCCGGGCUUGGGGCGCUGGCCUCCUGAGCAGUUUCGGAGAGCUAGCUCAUGCCCUCUCUGACAAGCCCAGUAAGAAGGACUUCGACCCAGCCAUCACCUCCGUCCAGCCCUAUCAGGACCAGGACUACCAGGACCUGUACUUCAUCGCUGACACUGUGGAGGACGCCCAGGAGAAGUUCAGACGCUGGACUUUCCAGACCAUGAGCCGACCUUAUGAGGUACGCUAUGAACCCCACAGUCAGUCCGUCCAGACUUUGGACUCUGUGCACAAGUUGGAAGACCUCACUUCCUCCCUUACUUCUGAGAUCCAGCGACUUAACAAUGCUGUUCGCAAGAUGAAAUUCUAAGUUCAUGAACUCAUUAGGGUAGAUAUAGGAGGUGUGUAGACGAGUGGUUGUUGAAGGCAGGUGAUUGAUGAGGUUAGAUGUUUAAUAGACUAGUGAUUGAUGACGGUAACAGGAAACAGUAAUAUAGACACAAUUUAUACUAGCAGACAGUAUCACUCGAACACAUUGCACCACAUAAAUAAAUCAACAGCAUCCUUUCGAUAAGUCAUGUAAUCUAAAAGUAAAACGACUUUCGGUUAAUUCCAUAAAAAUAUUAACACAAGGAAACCUGCUCCAUAUCAACAACGAAAUACAAUAAGAUAAACACCAAAGCCAUUACCAUAACCUGAUUUGCAAUAAUAACACCAGCUGUAUAACAAACCACAGUACAUAACGACAAACACCACUACAUCAUGACUCACCAUCUUUACGACGAUUCUAACAUUUCUCACAACACUUUGGUAAACUGUACAGCGCCUUACACACCCAAAACACCACUUUCCAUAACUGAUGCGAUGAUUUUAACACAAGAACCACUUUUGGCUUAAUGAUUUAUUGUGAUAACUCAUUGGUCUUCCCAGCAGUGCAUCAUUGUUUAUAACAUGUCAGAAGUCAGUGGCUCUUUAGGGCGAGGCUGGCACGGGGUUACUGACUGAAAGGAAGUCACAGGGGCUUUGGUUUGAUUCCCGCAACAAUGUAACAGUACUUCUGGACUGUACAUGAAGAUUCACAUUCUUUUAUUGCUUAUAUAUUAAUGAUUUUCUUUAUCAGUGAAUUUUCGAAUUUUAGCCACAUGAAAAUACCAUAUGUAAAUGAGUAUAUUAUCAACUAAAGAUAUUAUAGAAAAAUAACUGUGAUGAUGAGGAAAGAAGUAUUAAGCUACAAUUACUUCCCCAAACUAAUUAUUAUAAUAUAUUUUUAUACUAAAUAGGAAUCGUAAUUUUGAGUUUAAUAAUUCCUACUGAUUAUUUUUCUAUAAGCUUAAUGCCCCCCUUUGACCUACUUCAUAAUGACAUGUGGUAAACUAGGUCAAUUUGCUGUCAAGUUAAAGGAAAACAAAAUUACUCGAUAUUAAUGUAACUCACUUAAACCUACGAGUAGUUUUAAUUAAUAUCUAAUAAAAUUAAUAAUAAUAUUGAGUUACAAAACUGAUUCGUGUAAAAUAAUCGUUAGCCAAAUAUGAAGAUCAGCUUCUCUAUAAAACGUGCAAUAUUAUAGGUACACAAAAUUCAAAAUUCUAUAGUGGUACACAGACUAAAGUUCUAUUUUAUUACAAAGAUCGAAAAGCUUUAAUUAUACAGAGGUACAUUAAUAGAAAAAAAAAUAUAUUCAUACACAGACUAAACAUGUUCCUCACUUUACAACAAACAUUCACUUUAUUAAGCUCAAUACAACAGAAAUUUACUCAAUACAGACCAUUACAGAAGAAAUGAAUAAUUGCUCAUGACAGUAAACAUUCACGUGAUAUUGUUCAGUCAGGGAAAAAAAUCACUUGAUACUAUUCACCACAACAGAAAUUCACCUGACACAGCUCAACUCAGCAGAAAAUAAGCCUGACACAGCUUUUCACAAAUACAAAUUAAAUCGACACAACCAAAAUUCACUCAGAGCAGCAAUAAUUUCACUCAUCUCGGAACAAAUUAUUUCUACAAGCCAAAAAUUAACUCAUAAAUGCAAAACAAUCUUCAACUCAAUAAACUGUUCUAUAUAUUUCAACAUCGUGCCCCCUUGAUACAUUACCGGUAGAUACUGUAUGGAAAACUGAGACUGCUUUAGAUAAAUUUGUGUUGUGCCGUCACAAGCGUUGAAAAUACCUGUGAAAUUACGUCUCGAUCAACCAUAUAGUACUGUAAUACUUAAUCCAUAGCAGUGAUGGCAGCAACGGCAGGUGGUGAAUCUUAUGUUCAGAUAAUGCUGAUCAUAAUAUAAACCAUUAUUGACGGUUUUUAUAUGUUGUUGCUUGAUUCGUAAAAUUCUAUUUUAUAUGAUAUAAACACGCUGUCAAAUUACAGAUUAUAUUUUUAAAGAUAUAUAAUUUAUUGGAUAUUAAAUAAUCAUUCUCAUUAAGUGUAACGCAAGAGUAUAUUUAUAUACAGUAUAUAAUAAUAUACGAAUUUGUUAACAACCAAAUGAUCUCUUAUAUUAUUAUAAUACUUAUCAAUAUGAAUUGUGUGGUAAUAAAAUUACCACACAACUCCCACAGUAGAUUAAGAAACUUUGACAAGUUUCAUGACAAGUUUCAUGAAGGAAACUUACAAAAGUAACAUCUUAAUUCUAGUUUUCCUGAACCAGAAGUACUUUGUAUAUUUUUAUGUUAUUUGUUUGCUAUUCUCGAGUAGUGUGUCAAUGUUUCACAAAAACAUUACAGUCGUCGACAGAGAGUAAGUCAACUAACUGGGAGUGUUUUUGUGUUCUUUCACGACUCGUUAGCCUGUGGAAUCUUUCAGCACGAUAAAGUUGUUUAUCUCUUGAUAUUUUACUGUUGAUGACAAUAUACACUCAGUAUGUUCUAACCUCGAAUACAUACUUUAAGAACUUGUUUGUUAAAGUACAAUAAAACCACAUUAUAACAUCAACAUUCACGUUCAAAUCUGAUCGAAAUACCGAACGAAAUAAAAUUCAGAAUGAAAUGCAGAGCUCGAUUCUCGUAACUCAUUUUAAAUAGAAUUUUUGAAGAAAGUUUUAAUAAUUUCUACAAUUUGGGAACUUUGGAGUUUUCUUUUCACUCUUUCUAGUAAGUAUACAAAGCGAUGCAAUGUGUGAAUAUGCAGAGCCUAUUCGAAUCACAAUCUGAUUUAAUAUUUACUUGAAGUUGCAUCUUUGGUCUUCUCUUCUGUGUUAGAGGAUAGAUGAUGGCUAGGCUUCCCGUAUUAGAUUACAGUCUCACUUAUCCUAAAUCCUGUCGUAGGUAUGGGUUACACGUAGCCUAUCUGAAAUCCUAAUAUAGAUGUGGAUUAAACAUAUCUUAAAUCCUGUCGUAGGUUGUGGAUUACACUAACCUGUAUCCUAAUUCCAGACAUAGGGAGGGAAUUACACGUAUGUUAAAUCCUAUGGUAGUUGUUGAUUAUACUUAUAAUUAUUUAUUUUGGUAUCGUAGUAGAUUAAACAUACAGUACCUAAAAUCCUGACGUAAAUCUGGAUUCCACUAUAUCGAAAUCCUGACGCAGCUAUGGAUUACACACCAUAAAAAAUCCUGAAAUAAACGUGCAAUUAUAUUUAUUAACGUGAGAUGAUUAUUAUUGACUUAUUUUUGUGUGUUAUAAAUUAAGAGUUGCUGAAUAGGGUUCGUCAUGAUUAUAAUUAAUCUAUAUAAUAUUUUGAGUAAAUUUAUAUAACGUGAAAUUACAUUGUUUAUUUAACAAACAUAAUUAAAGUGUUUGUGAUAUACUGAUUCCUUUUAUACGUUGAUAGUUUAUGAAAUAUUAUUAUUGAUAAUCAUGGUUACUUGGAUGCUGAUAUAAUCGUAUAUAAAAAGUAACUUAGGGAAAGUAACCUGUAGGAGAGUAACCUUUAGAGAAAGUAACCCAUUGGGAGAUUAACCCUUAGGGAAAGUAACCUAAAGAGAAAGUAAUCCAUAGGGAAAGUAACCCAUAGGAAAAGUAACCCAUAGUAAAAGUAAUCCAUAGAGAAAGUAACCAUAGGGAAAGUAACAUUGGGGAAAGUAACCUAUAGAGAAAGUAACCAAUAGGGAAAGUAACCAAUAAAGAAAGUAGCCCAUGGAAAAAGUAACUCAUAGGGAAAGAAACUCAUAGGAAAAGUAACCCAUAUAGAAAGUACCGUUUAGGUAGAAUGAGUCUGUGGAAAGUAGUCCUGACAAAAUGAGCAUCUGAGAAGUAAUCCACAAGGAAAGUUGCUUCAAUGGAAAGUAACUCCCAGGGAAAGCAAUUCGUAGGGAAAAUUAGCCCUAAGGAAAGUUACUCCUAGGAAAGAUAAUUCAUCUGGAAUGUAAUCCCUAACUGUUAGGGAAAAUAACUCAGGGGCAGUAGCCAGGGAAAGUGACUCUUAAGUCAAGGAGUCCUAUGGAAAAGCGUUACUAGAGAAAGUGAGACUGGAGGUAUAUUUUAGGGGAAUUAAGUAGUAGGGAAAGUGGCACUCAAGGGAAAGUAAUUUUGAUAUAGUAAUUCCCAGGGAAAAUUAUUCGUAGGGGAAGUAGCAAUGCCAGGAAAAGUGACAUGGACAGUAACUCUAAAUGAAAAUGACAAAGAAAGUAAUCCAAGUAACUCCAGAGAAAGUAGUUUUAGAGAAACUCACUAAUUAUGAACAUAACUCGUAAGAUAAUCCCCUGGAAAAUAACGUACAGAAGUAACCCUGAGAGAGAGUAACUCGUGGGGAAAGUAUCUCCCGAGGAAAGUAUAUAACUCGUAGGGAAAGUAUACCCCUGGGAAAGUAAAUCGUAGAGAAAGUAUCUUCUAAGACCUAGAGAAAGUAACUAAGAGCUCUUGAAAGAACCUGCUCUUAAAGACCUCUAGGAUAUUUGGAAAAAUAAUAUCUUCUUAUCCUCUUGUUUACUAAGAAUUAUAGUGCCCCUUAACAUGGAAAAAAGCUCUCUUGAAUGCUAGGAAAAUUGAUGCUCCAACAUGGUUAAUUGUCCUCUCGUUUGCUAGGAAAACUGAUGCCCCAACAUGGAUAAUUGCCCUCUCGUUUGCUAGGAAAAUCCAUCCUUGGCAUAUCAUGAUAAGAGUACUGUACUGACCUGUUAGAUAUUAAGAUAACCAAUUUGAGAGGAUGCAAGAAGUUGAUCUUUUUAUCAGAGAACUGAACUUUUUAUGCCUAAGAAAUCAAGGUGAAAUGUUGACCUAAUAACUAGGAAAAAAAUUACCUUUAAAUAGCACACAGUGACUUACUAGAAAAACUGACCUCUAUAUUUAGGAAAGUGAUCAUAAUAAAGAAAGGAAUAUUCUGUACAGUGUAGUGACCAUGAAAAUUUACCUCUGUCGUGUAGAAAAGAUAACAUUUAAUAUACUAGAUCCUGACACCAAUAAUAAAAAUAUAUAACCUGUACGUAUUUAAGAAAGUGACCAAAAAUAAAAAUGACCUCAAAUGAUGACCUGUGAUAAGACUCUGACCCUAACAAUAAUGGAGAUGCUUUGGUGAAUGACUCAGUAUCUGUAGUAUAUAAUAAUAUGUAUGGAUGUGAUGUAGUGGUGCAAAUGGAAGGUUCAAUCUUAAAAUGGUAAAGGUAGAAGAAAAAAAAACUAUUUACAAACACACACACACACACACAUUGAAGUUAGUGUACAUUAGCUAGAUUGAUAAAAAUAUGUAGCUAAUUUGAAAUGCAUUUGUUUAGCUGACCCCUACACUGUCUAGGCCUAUAUCUAAACCUCCACUAAGAAAAAAAUAUGUGUAUAAAAAUAUUCCUCAUAUGUAGUCUUGUUGUUUAAGAAUGUAUACUGGAAGAUGUUGUAUGACACUGAGGCAUACUGUAUGAUAGACUUACACUGGAUCUCACAAUAUAUAACAGCAUGCUAUAUCAGUAUUUGUGACAAGAUUCUCAAUGUUGGUCUGAGUAGCCUAGUUGUCAUCUAUGUACUGAGGUGAAUCACUACAUAUGAAAGCUGCUUCCUUCCCAGGUUACUUGUGGAUCACCAUUGGAAAUUGUGUCGCUGUUCACAUGUAUGUUGAUAGCUAGUCAAACUGUUGUACUAAUGUUUGUAAGCUGCCCAAAGUAUUUAUAGCGUGCCCAUUGUUACAUAGAGUAUAAUUUGGAUUAAAAAAGAGUAUAUUAUUUUUAAUUGUAAUAUGUCAGUAAUUUAAGAAGCUGACAGUGGCGGGAUUAAUUAGAUAUGUUUAGGUUAAUAUAUGAUGAGACGACGGCAAAUUACUGUACUGUAUCCUGAUAAUCUACAGUGCUAGAGACCAUUAUGUGUACAGGUGUUGAGUAUACUGUACGUCUUCUAGCGAGUGUGUAGUAUUAGCUUCCUGCUGUGUGAGUACAAGCAACUACCUAGUCAUUAUAUCCAAUAUGUCAAGACAUCUCGUUGCGGUAUAGAUACAUUUGUUGCUAUAGCGGA
Molecule: messenger RNA, 7876 nt
Organism: Homarus americanus (American lobster)
Lineage: Eukaryota; Metazoa; Arthropoda; Malacostraca; Decapoda; Nephropidae
Gene: ple
Product: tyrosine 3-monooxygenase-like
Exons: 10
Coding region: 381-1883 (500 amino acids)
Biological process (GO): dopamine biosynthetic process from tyrosine
Cellular component (GO): axon; cytoplasm; perikaryon
Molecular function (GO): iron ion binding; tyrosine 3-monooxygenase activity
Source: RefSeq, a predicted model, not a curated record